Saprolegnia parasitica CBS 223.65 is the source of this 1551-nucleotide messenger RNA. RefSeq lists its product as hypothetical. Gene Ontology annotation, molecular function: acid phosphatase activity; metal ion binding. The transcript has a single exon. The record is from RefSeq and is a predicted model, not a curated record. Bases 8 to 1498 code for a protein of 496 amino acids. Lineage: Eukaryota; Oomycota; Saprolegniomycetes; Saprolegniales; Saprolegniaceae.
CGGUGGCAUGCGUCUGGCUGCGUUCGCCCUGCUGUGCGUCACGAGCGCGCUUACGUCCAACGAGUUUCACCUAAGUCUCGUCGGCGAUGGCUCUGGCGACUACAUGCUGGACUGGGUCACGGCGGCUGACGCCACGGCCUCUACCAUCUACUACGGCAGCGCCAGCUCGAGUUUGACCCAAAAGGCUGUGGGCGUCGCCGCCGGCAGCGUCGCCGAGUCGAGUGAUCUGAACGUAGCGUGCUGGACGGCGCGUCUCUCCGGUAUCAAGGCGGGUGCUACUGUCUACUACGACCUCGCUUCUGCAGGAUCGUCGGCCAAGUCGUUCACAGCGACACCCGCCAACGCGAUGACGUGGGCCGUGUUUGGCGACAUGGGCGCGACGGUGCUGGGGAAGGCCUCGGGUAUAACGCUCCCAGCGCUCAAGAGCGGUCUCAGCGCCAACGCGUUCCACGGAAUCCUCAACAUUGGCGACCUUGGCUACGAGCUCGUGGGCUCGAACGGCGCUGCGUACAUGCAGCAGCUCGAGCCGCUCACGUCGGCCGUGCCGAUGCACACGACGAUCGGCAACCACGAGAUGCAGUAUGCGGCCCAGGGUGCGAUGCAGAACUACGUGAAUCGCUUCAAAGGUCUCCUCGUCGGCGCCGGUGAAGCCAGCGGGUCGGGCUCCAACACGUUCUACAGCUUCAACGCGGGGUAUGUCCACUUUGUGUUUCUCAACACAGAGGUCUACGGCGACGAAGCCUUCAUGGCGCCGACCCAAGACGGCAACAAGUGGGUUCCGAACGACGCGGCGCGAGUCCAGAUGCAGACGGACCAGAAGAGCUGGCUCGAGUUCGACCUGAGUCGCGUCAAGCGCGAGGUGACGCCGUUCGUCGUGGUUUGCGGCCACCGCCCUCCCAACCACAUUCCGACGUCGGCUUCGACUGGCACCAACAAGUUUGCAAAGGACCUUGUGCCGCUCUUCGACAAGUACGCCGUCGACCUCAUGCUCACAGGACACGAGCACGCGUACUAUAACAUCAAGCCGAGCAAAAUUGGCAGCUACAACUUUCCGCCCUGGAUCAUCUCGGGUGCCGCGGGCAACAACGAGUUUAUUCGCCCAACGGCCAAGGUGGAGCUCGACACGAGCGUCUUCACCGUCGUGACCAACAUUAACAACUAUGGCUAUGGCUACCUCACUGCGACGGCCGAGAAGCUCUCUUGGGUCUGGGGCCAAGCCGCGACCGACUCGCCCGGGGGCAUGGCGUCCCAGCCCGCGCCGUGGGCUCAAAUGGACAAGGCCGAAUUUCUCAAGAAGACGCUUACGAACCCGACGCCUGUGGGGAAGCCGCUCGUCGUGCCGGCGCCAAACGCGACGAUGCCAGUGGGCAAUGCGACGUCAACGCCAUCGUCCAGCAGUCCAGCGACCAAGGAUGGAAGCAAAGCCACCGCGAGUAGUGCCGUGACGCUGAUGCUGAGUGCCUGUACUGUUGCUCUCAUGGCGAUGGCCUCCGUGUAAGCCACCAUAGCCCGUUUACUCUUGCGUGCAAGUUUAUUCUACGAUAAAACGCC